AUGGUGAAUGAUCACCUGGAGGCAAGUGCCACCAGGAACAAUGACCCUGUCGCAGAUGGAUCCAGAUUCCAGGCCCAGUCCCAUAACCUUGGAAACAUCCAGGUUUGGGACCUCGGUCCUCUCCGGCCCUUGCAGCGACACCCAGAGCUAUCGUGCCAUCUGGCCGUCCCGCGCAAGGAGAGACCGCAGCGCGGCCAGGAGACUGUGGGGUCGUGGCGCACCGCCAUCACCCCCAGCCCGCGCGAUUCUGGGGUCUUGGGAACCCUCCACCGCAGCCCCGCAGCCCCGCAGCCCCGCAGCACCGCGGGACGUUCUGGCUCUAGGAAUCCACAAACCGUGGGAUGGAACUUCCCAGCCCAGAGACUGGAGGGACAGCGCUUUGGGGUGGCCAAGGGGGAGCAGAAGCGGCUCUCGGUGGAUGGCGUCGGCAUUGGCGGUGACCUAGCCAUGGGGGUGGAAAAACCCUGUAGUGGUGGUCAAGAUUUACUUAUUUAUCCAGCUAAGAGAAAGCAGCUUUUGAGAAGUGAACUGGACCCUGAAAAAGUGCUCCCAUCCACGCUACCUGCUUCUAAGCAGAUACCACCAUCAAAAGGGAGUCCAGCAGUUAUGCCAGGAGACAUCAAAGAGAAAGUGGCAGAGCUGCUGGUGAAAUACUCCAGUGGCCUUUGGGCUAGUGCACUCCCGAAAGCAUUUGAGGACAGAUACAAAGUAAAAUUCCCUGAGGAUGCCUUAAAAAAUCUCGCUGCACUUUCUGAUGUGUGCACCAUAGACUACAUUUCUGGAAAUCCCCUGAAGGCCAUUCUCUAUGCUAAACUUCCAUCACCUGCUGACAAGAUCCUAAAGGAUGAGGGGCAGGCACAAGGCGAUUAUGAUAUCAAGUCUAUGAUUGAGCAAGAAUAUUUGCAGAUAGAAAAAAACAUUGCUGAAAGUGCCGAUAUCCUUGAGGAGGACAUAACCAUUCCUCCUUUAAUCAUUCCUACCGAGGCAUCCCCAUCUGUAUUGGUGGUUGAACUGAGCAACACAAAUGAAGUGGUUAUCAGGUAUGUGGGCAAAGACUACUCAGCUGCUCAGGAAUUAAUGGAAGACGAGAUGAAGGAGUAUUACAGUAAGAACCCCAAGGUCGCACCAGUCCAGGCUGUGCAUGUCGGGCAGCUGCUGGCAGUCAAUGCUGAGGAGGAUGCCUGGUUACGUGCACAGCUCAUCUCAGCAGAAGAGAACAAGCUAAAGGUGUGCUAUGUUGACUAUGGUUUCAGUGAAAAUGUGGAGAAGAGUAAAGCAUACAAACUGAACCCCAAGUUCUGUUCCCUUUCAUUUCAAGCUACCAAGUGUAAACUAGCAGGGUUGGAUGUUCUGAAUGAUGACCCUGACCUUGUGAAGGUGGUUGAGUCUUUAACUUGUGGGAAGAUCUUUGCAGUGGAGAUACUUGACAAAUCGGACAUUCCCCUCGUUGUUCUCUAUGAUACCUCAGGAGAAGAUGAUAUCAAUAUCAAUGCCACCUGCUUGAAGGCCAUAUGUGACAAGUCGCUAGAGGUUCACCUCCAGGUUGAUGCCAUGUACACAAAUGUCAAGGUGACUAACAUUUGCUCCGAUGGAACGCUCUAUUGCCAGGUGCCCUGCAAGGGUCUGAAUAAGCUCAGUGACCUUCUGCAUAAGAUAGAGGACUAUUUCCAUUGCAAGCACAUGACUUCUGAGUACUUCAUCUCACUGCCCUUUUGUGGGAAAAUCUGCCUCUUCCACUGCAAAGGAAAGUGGCUACGAGUAGAGAUCACGAACGUUCACAGCAGCCGGGCUCUUGAUGUUCAGUUCCUGGACUCUGGCAAUGCGACAUCGGUGAAAGUGUCUGAGCUCAGAGAAAUUCCACCUCGGUUUCUUCAGGAGAUGAUUGCGAUCCCACCUCAGGCUAUAAAGUGCUGUUUAGCUGAUCUUCCAAAGUCUGUUGGCAUGUGGACCCCAGAUGCUGUGCUUUGGUUAAGAGACUCUGUUUUGAAUUGCUCGGACUGUAGCAUUAAGGUUACAAAAGUGGAUGAAACCAGGGGGAUUGCAUAUGUGUAUUUAUUUACUCCUAAGAACUUCCCCGACCCUCAUCGCAGUAUUAAUCGCCAGAUUACAAAUGCAGACCUGUGGAAGCACCAGAAGGAUGUGUUUUUGAGUGCUGUAUCCAGUGCAGUUAGCUCUCCCAGCAGCAGAAAUGGCAGUGCACCCAUGUUGGGCAGCAAACGCGUGCUGGCCAGCAUGCCAUUGUCUGGUGGCACACCCAUGUCAGGUGGCACACCCAUGUUGGGUGGCACACCCAUGUCAGGCAACAUUGGAGAGAAUUUCAGAAAGAGCCUCCCAGAAAUCAUCAAAAAGUCCAUGGUGGAACACACCAGCUCUUUCUCCCUGGAGGAACUGCCACCUCCUGUCCAUUUGUCAAAGCCUGGGGAACACAUGGAUGUGUAUGUGCCUGUGGCCUGUCACCCAGGCCACUUUGUCAUCCAGCCUUGGCAAGAGAUACAUAAGCUGGAAGUUCUGAUGGAAGAGAUGAUUCUGUACUACAGCGUGUCUGAAGAGCGCCACAUAGCGGUGGAGAAAGACCAAGUAUAUGCUGCGAAAGUGGAAAAUAAGUAG
Molecule: messenger RNA, 2607 nt
Organism: Castor canadensis (American beaver)
Lineage: Eukaryota; Metazoa; Chordata; Mammalia; Rodentia; Castoridae
Source: RefSeq, a predicted model, not a curated record